UAGCGGAGAUGUAAACUUCAUUUCUCCUUGAAAGCAUGCAUUUGCAUGCAAUAUGUACAACGCAAUAUGGCUACAACAAAAGUUAAGACUCGGGGGUUAUAAAUGAAAAAUAAUAUAAUUAAUAUAUUUAUUACAUAUUGAUGGUAUACAGCAUCCAAGGAUCCUGACAUAACAGCGGCAACAACGCCGCUGAUAAAUUACGGAAUCAUGGAGAAGUGGGUCAAAGAAAAAUUAUCCGAAUUAUUGAAUUUUUCGGACUUGGAUAUCUUAACCCAAUAUAUUUUGCACAUAGAAAAUGAAAGAGAUUUAGAUGACUAUCUUACGAGCUUAUUAGAUAAUGAAAAUCCAAAUCAUAGACAAUUUAUAACAGAAUUGAAAAAGAAACGUGCUUUAUUUAAUAAUCAAACUAGAUAUAAGAAAACAAAUGACGAUGAUGAUAUACCAAAAAAACAAUAUGAUAAGAAAAAGGGAAAAGGAAAAGGAAAGAAAAACAUUCAGGUGCAAGAGACUGUAAAACCUGAGGUAAAAUCUGAGAAAGUGGAAAAAAAGAAAACUAAAUUUGUUAAUUUAUUGUCACAUGGAAGUGUUCUUUUGAAAGGAAGACAUAAAUGUAACUGUGAAGCAACCAGACAUGCACUGAUUAAUAAUUGUCUUAAUUGUGGAAGAAUAGUGUGUGUACAAGAAGGUUCAGGGCCAUGUUUCUUUUGUGAAGAACUCGUUUGUUCUUCAAAGGAACAAGCAUUGCUUCAAAGCAAUACUAAACAGGGUGAUAAUUUGUAUAGUAAAUUGAUGGAUCAAAAACCAAGUAAAGAUUUUGAAAACUCUCUUAAACAUCGAGACAAACUUCUCGAAUUUGAUCGCAAUAGUGCCCGCCGUACUAAAGUGAUCGAUGACGAGUCAGAUUAUUAUCAUUCAAAUAGCACUUGGCUUUCUCACGAUGAGCGUAAAAAGUUACAAAAGCAAGAAGAGGAAGCACUAGUACGCAAACAUGCAUCACGUUUAGAUAGAAGAGUCAAAAUAGAUUUUAUGGGAAGAGUGGUAGUUGAUGAAGAUCAAUCCAUUAACUUGCAAUUGGAAGAUCUUGACGAAGCAGUGUCGUACGAUGACUUUGAAAAUUCAAAUAUUUGUCCAACAAUAGAAUUCGAUCGUCCAACGUUUGUCGAGAUGGGAAUAUCAAGCAGAAGAGAAAAUGAAGAUCAAACAUGGAAUAUGGAAGGCAGAAUACAGGAUAAAGAAUAUUUAGAAAUGUCUGACCAAGGCCUAUGUUUGAGCAUGCAUCAGCCUUAUGCAUCUUUGUUAGUAGCGGGAAUAAAAACGCACGAGGGUAGAAAUUGGUAUUCUUCACACAGAGGAAGAUUAUGGAUAGCAUCAGCUGCUAAAGUUCCUUCCUCUGAAGAUAUAUCCAAUAUGGAACAAGUCUACCGCGUAUUAAAAGAUGAAAAAAUUGAUUUUCCUGAAACCUAUCCCACAAGUUGUUUGCUAGGUUGUGUAACGGUGACUGAUGUUUUAUCUCAAAAAGAAUACAGAAAAUUAUAUCCAGAAGGAGAAAGCGAUAGUCCAUAUGUCUUUAUAUGUGAAAAUUGGUACAUGUUACCAAUACAAUUUCCUAUGAAAGGAAAACAUAAAAUUUAUAAAAUGGAUAAAAAGAUUCAUCAAGCUGCUUCCAAAUGCUUAGAAAAAGCCAUGAAAACUGCUAUUAACUAAUAUUUUUAUAUUAUUCUCGUAUUAUUCUUUGUCAAAUAGGAUAAUUUUUCCCAUAUAUAUAAUUUUUUAUUUGCGUUAAUAAUUUAAAUAUACAUGCAUUCUAUUAAAAAUAAUUUUCUGAUUUUUACAAAAAUGAUUUUUCUCUCUGAUAAUGUAUCUAAGAAAAUUUUACAGAAAUAUAGCAUGCAUAUUACAUUAAAUUUGUUUUUUGUAUACAACAGAUCAUUAUUCAAUUUACAUAAACUACACAAUAGUAGGAUAUAAUCGUUUAUGCACGCUUUUCAUUGUUUAUUUGUCACACUUUCAUAUAUCAAUUUGUUGAUGAAAAAAUAUUACUACUAGAUUGAGAUAUCAACCUUUUAUAAAUGGUUUUAAAAAUUAUUUGUGCUAUAUUGCGCACGAGAUAGAGCAGGUAUCUGAAAUACGCAAUGUAAUUUAAGAAAAGUACGAGGAUUGUUGUACUAAAUUUUCAUUUUUCAAGUGCCAAUUAUUUUAUUAAUAUCUCUCAGUGCCUUGCCUAUAAACUUUAAUGUCGCCAUUAAAGUUUUAUAUUAUUUUGACGCAUUAAAUUAGGUUUAACCUGGCUAAAUCAGUGCAGUCGAUAAAAAAAUCUCGUCUACAUUACGCUAUUAAUUAAUAAAAAAAAUAGUUAAAGUACGUUAGCUCAAGCAUCGUUAAAGAUCUUUUUCUAUUGAGCAAAAUUCUCCGUUAUUUCUCGAAAUACUGUACCAGCUAUAAGCUAAUCGGUCACAUUUUGUGUAGUGUUGACAAACUUAUUAAAACAAUAUUUAGAACGUCUUACAUACAAAAUUAUAUACAUCCAACAAUCUAAAACAAUGUUAAAUAAAAUGAAACAAAUGUUGCAGAGAAACGUUAACAAAUGAUAUUUAAUAAGCAGAUUGUAGUUUGAGUUUUCGAGUUUUAAUGAUUUGAUGAACAAGGAAUGUAUGAAUAAAUAAAUAUGUUGUAAUUAU
Molecule: messenger RNA, 2678 nt
Organism: Solenopsis invicta (red fire ant)
Lineage: Eukaryota; Metazoa; Arthropoda; Insecta; Hymenoptera; Formicidae
Product: activating signal cointegrator 1
Exons: 11
Coding region: 208-1704 (498 amino acids)
Biological process (GO): positive regulation of DNA-templated transcription
Cellular component (GO): nucleus
Molecular function (GO): zinc ion binding; transcription coactivator activity
Source: RefSeq, a predicted model, not a curated record